Nothobranchius furzeri (turquoise killifish) is the source of this 2584-nucleotide messenger RNA. It is a transcript of the gene fbxw8, whose product is annotated as F-box and WD repeat domain containing 8. Gene Ontology annotation, molecular function: protein binding. Lineage: Eukaryota; Metazoa; Chordata; Actinopteri; Cyprinodontiformes; Nothobranchiidae. The record is from RefSeq and is a predicted model, not a curated record.
AUGGAGGAGAACGAGCUUGCUGCGUUCAGGGAGCGUUGGAAACAAGAGUUGAGCGGUAAAAAUGAAGAUAAUCGACACGUUUGUGCUGCUUCUUCCUCCCGAGGCGUUUCUAACCAGUUAAGGAAGACAGGUGAUGGGCAAAAGGAUGAGACAGACACGAAGGAUCAGCCCGAGUAUGUGUCCAUCGCACGCAGUCUGCUGGACGGGAGGACCAGUCCUCUGCUGGACAGGAUUCAGGAGGAGAGAACCAGGAGGAAGAGGCUGUACCAUCACAUCACCGACGCCUGCAGCGCAUCCCUGCAGCUGCAGAAACAGCCUGAGAGGAAGCAGAAAAAGGAAGAGGAGCUGGUGGAUCAGCUGAUCCACGAUCUGAAUGAAGUCAAUGACAUCCCCUUCUUUGACAUCGAGUUGCCGUACGAGUUAGCCCUGAAGAUAUUCCAGUACCUCAACCGUGUUGAACUCGGCCGCUGUGCUCAGGUGAGCAGGGCAUGGCGGGUCCUUGCUGAGGACGACGUUCUGUGGUUCAGGAUGUGCCAGAGGGAGGGGUACCAUCAGGAUGCCAGCGUGUCUGACUCCCCCUGCUGGAAGAGCACCCUGCGAGACUACAGACACUCGGCCAGAACGGUUCGCUCCAACUGGAAGAAUCGGGUGGGAUCCGUCAGGCAGCUGCAGUUCGAGCUGGGGAAGGUGCUGUGUGACGUCAGCUCGUGCGACGGCUUCGUCUUGGCUGGGUACACAUCGGGCGACGUGAGGCUUUGGGAUACGCUCCACUGGGACUCGGCGGCAUCCUACCUGAAGACCAACAGUCUGUCGGCUAAUACAAACCCCAGACCACACGCUAGUCACGUCCAGGUGAACAGCACGGUGGCUGCUGCUGCUUACGAAGAUGGCUGUGUAGACCUGUGGAGCACAGAGACAGGAGGAGAGCCCAUCCAUCAUUACCAGGUCCCAGGAAGGAUCCAGGCUUUGGCUCUGAGUCCAGACACUCCCGCCCUGGUGUCGGCUACGGGAUCAGACGUCCGGCUCGACUGCGCUACUGACUGUGGCUACUGGAGGACCGCCUGCCAGGUCCAUCUAUCCAAAACUGUGGAGAGCCUGGUUCUGGUCCCAGACAGGCCCAAGCAGUCACCGCUGAUGGUUUUAGCAGCAGGAGAAGACGUCCACCUGUUGAACCCCCGAGAGGAGCAGCCACAGACGCUCCACUCCGUCUACGGUCACCCUGUCACCUGUCUGGAUGCCUCCAACCUGCUCGCUGCCUUUGGGGUGAAGCGUACAGGCUGGGCCAUGCAUGACGGCGGCAACAAGAUCCACGUCUACUGCUUAGAGACGGGCAAACCGACCGUUCGUGUCGGCAGCUCGCCGGGAGAUUUCACCUGCAUCGACCUGAGAAACAGCCCUCCUCAUCUGCUGGUGUGUGGAAACAAGGACAGGAGGGUGAGAGUGUUUGACCUGCGAACCGGCACCUCCGUGGCAUCCCUGUACGCCCACCACCUGGGUGUCUCCUCCGUUCAGACGGACGACUGGAAGAUCGUGAGCGGCGGAGAAGAAGGGCUGGUGUGUGUGUGGGAGAUGAGGAUGGGAGCCAAGCUCUGGGAGACGCACAACAGGCAUCCCGUACGUCACGUACGCUUCAACACCAGCACGCUGGUCACAGCCAACAUCCCUGAUGACAAGUCGCCUCGGGGGGCGUGCAUCACCGACGAUGACCUUACAGCUCAUCGCAGGCACCGGGGAGUCGUGUGCCUUUACGACUUCUCUGAGGAUGCCCUGUCCCAGGAUAACAUCCUACCCAUCUGUAGGUCCAACUACACCGAGUCGUACGGCUACAACUACAACAUUAACCUGACGGUGCCCUACGACAGGCUGUCUGGCUCCCACCCGUCUCACUGACCUACAAUAACAUCCUUAAUUAUGGGACUGAAUGGAGAAACAUCAUGUUGGAAAAUCUUCAGCUGACUUUUUAUUUUUAUUUUAAUCAUAUUUCUUACAAACCUUCCAUACUUAUGAAACUUUGGUGAAAUUUCUGCAACACAGCUGUAAUAAAAAACUCAUUUCUUUCUUGUUUCAUAUAAAAAAAUGAUUUUUUUGUAGCUUUUCUGCUAAAUCCAGACGUUCAUUUACCACAUUUAUUAUGUCCAUGCAUGCCGAUGAUCUAUAUCUCAUCUUGAUAACAAUCAGAACUGGUUGGUGUUACAAGAGCAGCAGCUGGACGUUGAGUCUCAGAGAAAAACACAGAUGAGUUUUCUAUUUUGGCGCUGCAGAGGAAUGUCGUGUGCCUGCAUGCUUCAGAUGAUCCGUGAGCCACGGGGCAGGACUUUGUCUAACGACAGAGCCUUUUGUAAAUCCUUCAAGCUGUUUAUAGCCGAAGAGUUCAAGCGUCUUCGAUCAAGUGUUUGAAAUAUCAAGGAUAAAAAGACUCAGAAAUAUGCUAAAUGCACGCCUCAUGGUCACGAAACUCCAUAACUUAAGCUGCAAACGGAGUUAUUUAGGCACAGAGACACUCGGUUAAGUUUUAAAUACUUCGUCAAACAUGUACAUUUAGGAUCGUUGGUGUAAAAAUAAACAUUUUCCUCUGAUUAAAACA